AUGGACCUAGUCGUGGCCUUGGUCCUUGGUGUUUCCUGUCUGCUUCUCCUCUCAGCAUGGAGACAGAGCUCUGGGAGGGGGAAGCUCCCUCCUGGCCCUACUCCUCUCCCAAUUAUUGGAAAUAUCCUGCAGAUAGAUGUUAAGAACAUCAGCAAAUCCUUAACGCAUCUGUCAAAAGUCUAUGGCCCUGUGUUUACACUGUAUUUGGGCAGGAAGCCCAUGGUGGUGGUGCAUGGCUAUGAAGCUGUGAAGGAAGCCCUGGAUGAUCUAGGAGAGGCGUUUUCUGGAAGAGGCACUUUCCCAGUAAUUGAAAGACUUAAUAAUGAACUUGGAGUCAUUUUCAGCAAUGGAACAAAAUGGAAGGAGCUCCGACGCUUCUCCCUCAUGACCCUGAGGAAUUUUGGGAUGGGAAAGAGGAGCAUUGAAGACCGCGUUCAAGAGGAAGCCCGCUGCCUUGUGGAGGAGUUGAGGAAGAACAGUGGCUCACCCAGUGAUCCUACCUUCAUCCUGGGCUGCGCUCCUUGCAAUGUGAUCUGCUCCAUUAUUUUCCAGAAUCGUUUUGAUUAUAAAGAUAAGAAUUUUCUUAACUUGAUGGGAAAAUUUAAUGAAAACUUCAAGAUUUUGAAUUCCCCAUGGAUGCAGGUCUGCAGUGCUUUCCCUGCUCUCAUGGAUUUUCUCCCAGGGAGUCAUAACAAAGUAUUUAAAAAUUUUGCUUACAUAAAAAGUUAUGUUUUGGAACAAGUAAAAGAUCACCAAGAAUCCUUGGACCUAGACAAUCCCCGGGACUUCAUUGAUUGCUUCCUGAUCAAAAUGAAACAGGAGAAUCACAAUCAACAGUCUGAGUUUACUAUUGAAAGCUUGUUGGCCACUGUAACUGACAUGUUUGUAGCUGGAACAGAAACAACAAGUACCACCCUGAGAUAUGGACUCCUGCUCCUGCUGAAGCACCAAGAAAUUACAGCUAAAGCCCAGGAAGAGAUUGAACAUGUGAUUGGCAGACACCGGAGCCCCUGUAUGCAGGACAGAAGUCACAUGCCCUACACAGAUGCCGUGGUACAUGAGAUCCAGAGAUACAUUAACCUCAUACCCAACAAUGUGCCCCAUGCAGCGACCUGUAACAUUAAAUUCAGAAACUACAUUAUCCCCAAGGGGACAGACUUAAUAACAUCACUGACAUCUGUCCUGCAUGAUGACAAAGAAUUCCCUAACCCAGAGACUUUUGACCCUGGCCACUUUCUGGAUGAGAAUGGCAACUUUAAGAAGAGUGAUUACUUUAUGCCUUUCUCAACAGGAAAACGUAUGUGUGUGGGAGAAGGCCUGGCCCGCAUGGAGCUGUUUUUGUUCCUGACCACCAUUUUACAGAAUUUUAAGCUGAAACCUGUGAUUGACCCCAAGGACAUCGACACCACCCCCAUUGCCAAUGCGUUUGGCCGUGUGCCACCUUUGUACCAGCUCUGCUUCAUUCCUGUCUGA
Messenger RNA from Marmota flaviventris (yellow-bellied marmot), 1473 nucleotides. RefSeq names its product cytochrome P450 2C55. Lineage: Eukaryota; Metazoa; Chordata; Mammalia; Rodentia; Sciuridae. Gene Ontology annotation, cellular component: intracellular membrane-bounded organelle; cytoplasm. The record is from RefSeq and is a predicted model, not a curated record. Gene Ontology annotation, molecular function: heme binding; oxidoreductase activity, acting on paired donors, with incorporation or reduction of molecular oxygen, reduced flavin or flavoprotein as one donor, and incorporation of one atom of oxygen; iron ion binding. Gene Ontology annotation, biological process: xenobiotic metabolic process.